Molecule: messenger RNA, 1933 nt
Organism: Prosopis cineraria
Lineage: Eukaryota; Viridiplantae; Streptophyta; Magnoliopsida; Fabales; Fabaceae
Product: protein PHYTOCHROME KINASE SUBSTRATE 1-like
Exons: 1
Coding region: 256-1728 (490 amino acids)
Biological process (GO): phototropism
Source: RefSeq, a predicted model, not a curated record
AAGGCAGACAUUCAUCCAUCCUUAGCUUCUAUGAACUGAUUGUUGCCUUAACCAUUGAUAACCUAACAGCUUCACACAAAUUUCCAUCAAAGUUUGCUCCUUAAGAACCUAGAGUGUCUCCUCUUUCAUAUGUUCUUGUCCCUUUUGUCCUCAAAAAAGUUCUCAUAAUACUUGAAUUUCCUCACUUUCCUAGGAUUAUUCCAGUGUCUUUGUCUGUAUCUUCUUCUUUCCCUGAUUUUUUUUACACUUGAAAUUAUGCUAAAAGAUUCAGUAACUAAGGUUACCAUAAAAUCAGCUGCUAACCACAGCCUCCAUCCCUUGCAGAGUUUGAACUCUGAGAACAAACAUAGUCGCUUCCUUGAGACUUCCUUUUCUUCAUACUUGGACAGAAAUGGAGGAGCUUUUGAGAAAAAAGUUGCAGAUUCAAGCAAAAACUUCAACUCCUUUAGCAGCAACAGAGAAGAUGAUGAUCAUCUUCACAUGGGAAAAAAGAAGGGAGAAGACGAAGAAAUUGGGGUAUUUUCUGCUGAAAAGUACUUCAAUGGAGGAAUAAUGGAGGAUAGUCCAAGUGUUUCAAACAACAUGCCUGCCAGAAAGUUUCAGCAUCAUCAUCGUCAUCUUCCUCAUCAGAAAGAAAAACAAGAAGCAAAUCUAGAAGAAACCAGAAAGAGCAAAGUUCCCUCAAGAGGAACUCCCAGUGUUCGUUCUACAUCAAGCUGGAACAGCCAAAGUGCAUUACUGAAAACUGCUCUGAAGAAUUCUUCAAGGAAUGGUAGAAAAAAAGUUCAAGGGAGAAGUCUCAUAGCUAAUCUUCGCUGUAAAUGCUACUGUUCUGAUAAGGAUUCUGUUGAUGUCAGAAGCAACAAUUCUGGGGAAAUCAGCUUCAGCAAAAAUAGUGUUUCUUUUGGUGUAGUUCAUGAGAAAACGUCAUCAAGUCCCAAAAAGUCCUUUGAAACUUUCUAUUCUGGGUUGGAAGACCAGCUAGUGAAUAUCCAACUUCAACCAGAAUAUGAAGUGGAGAAACCAAGGAAAUCACUGGAGGUGUUUGGCUCACCUAUAAUGGAAACCAGAAGCAAGUCCUUGAGCUUUGAUAAAAGGUUCAGAAAGCCUUCUUCUUCUUCUUCUUCAUGGAAUCAUCAUGCUGCUGCUGCUCCAAAAUCAGAAGAAAUGGACUUCUCUGCAAAUUCAGGUGGGAACUACAUUAAUGAUGCUGCUAGUGAUGCAAGUUCAGAUCUUUUUGAGAUUGAGAGCUUUACAGGAGCCAAAUCCAAGCCUUACCUUGCAAGACAAGCAUCCGAUGCAGCUAACUCGGGCUGUGUCACCCCGACAACUUGCUAUGCUCCGAGCGAGGCUAGCAUAGAGUGGAGUGUUGUCACUGCUAGUGCAGCAGAAUACUCAGUCUUAUCAGAUUGUGAAGAGCAAAGAUCAGUGGCUACCAUGAGGAGUCCUAUCACAAAUACAUUUGGUUCUUCAACAAAUGGGAAAAGCAAAGCUAAUGGAGAUAUGCAAAGAAGGAAAUCUGGAAGUCUCUUGGGCUGCAAGAGUCAUAAAGCUGUGAGAGUUGCUGGGGAUGCCUUUAUCAGACAUCAGAAAGCAAGUUCUAACAUCCCACAAGUGACAAAGACGGGAAGUUUCGAUCCAAGACAUGGCGUCCAACAUGCUUAUGGCUUGCAGCAGCCGAGGCAGAGGUCACACUCUCCGAAUGCUUCACAACUCCUGUAUGUUUAGUUGAAAGGUUUAGUUCCUUUUGUGUCCUUGCACUAUGCUUUUGAUGUUUGUUUGAUGCGUAUUUUCCUUUCAAAAUUUGUAGUUGCUUGUUUGAAACUUAAUGGAAAUGGUUGCUUUGUACGCAUAGCUUCCAUACCAUAUCAUAGGAACAAAGAUGGAAUGUGAAAUAGAUGAUAAAGCACUACUUCCAAUGUUUUCUCAUCAA